Molecule: messenger RNA, 3980 nt
Organism: Ixodes scapularis (black-legged tick)
Lineage: Eukaryota; Metazoa; Arthropoda; Arachnida; Ixodida; Ixodidae
Product: myotubularin-related protein 9
Exons: 15
Coding region: 288-2087 (599 amino acids)
Biological process (GO): negative regulation of autophagy
Source: RefSeq, a predicted model, not a curated record
AUGGGCGUCAGCCUUCCCCCAACACCAGCACGUCUGUGCAUUUCUACCUCCCAAGUGCAAUAAAUAAGAUCAAAAAGGUCAGGAAGGGUCCACGCGCUGUCGAUCAAAUGACAGAAGGAAGAGAACGGUACCUAAGAAACUAAGAAAGGCUAAACAGCUGCGCGUCCUGCGCGUUGGGCCGGUUGGGCACGUGAACGUGAGUGAGCGAGUACACCGAGCCCCGAGCCGUUCACGCGACAACAGCUGGGCUGCUGGAACCGUUGCAACGAUUCUCACAGUGAGGCCUCAUGGAAAGCAAGAGCACAGAAUCCACCCUCAUCAAAAGGGAUGGAUCGGUGUCUUAUUCGAAAACGCCACUGGAAACCACUGUAAAGCGACUAAACCCAUCUAGAAUACGCCGCAGAAAAAUGGAGUUCGCCGAACUCAUACGGACCCCAAAGCUCGACAGAGUUGUUCUUCACAGACCCCUCUGCGCUAGUGUAGAGGGCACACUUUGCAUUACCAGCCACCACCUUAUUUUUUCGUCUCGUAGGCAAGGCAACGAGGAGUUGUGGCUGCUGCACAGGAUGGUGGACAGCGUGGAGAGACGUAUCGGAGCCUUGUCAGGAUCGUUGUUUCUGAAAUGCAAGGAUUUUAGGAUUCUCCAACUGGACAUUACGGGUGUCGAACAAUGCCACAAUGUGGCCAACUCGAUAGAAUGCCUCUCUACGUUGGACAAUGUCAAGGUGUUUUAUCCAUUCUUCCAUCGGGCACUGUUCGACAUCAUGGAAGACGGGUGGUCUGCAUUUACAAUAGAGCAUGACUUUGCGAGGAUAAAGUUGCUGUCUGACGAAUGGAGGAUAUCAACAGUCAACAAGGACUACUCUGUUUGUGCCUCAUAUCCAGAUCGAGUUAUUGUCCCGAAGAGUAUAGAGGACAGCGUCUUAGUUGGCUCCGCUUCCUUCAGGCAGUCUGGGCGUUUUCCAGUGCUCAGCUACCUACACAAGAGGGUCAAGACGGCACUACUGAGGUGCGGUCAGCCCAUGGUCGGAACAGCCAUGCGCCGCUCCAGGGACGACGAAAAGCUGCUCGACUCUUUGUUGACGAGUGGAAAAAAAGGGUUCAUCAUUGACACUCGAACGCAGAACGUUGCUCAGCUAUCCAGGACAAGAGGAGGCGGCUUUGAGCCCGAGAUGCACUAUCCAAUGUGGAGGCGUCUGCACAAGCCUAUUGAACGUUACCAUGUGCUGCUAGACUCAUUGUCCAAGCUUGUUGAAGCCGUAAGCGACACUGGAGUGAGCAUGGACAAGUGGCUGUCUCGGCUGGAGUCUUCAGGAUGGCUCGGCCACAUCAAGGACGUCCUCACCUGUGCCUGCUUCGUCGCACAGUGCCUCGAUCAAGACGAAACGUCUGUGGUGGUGCACGGCACGGAGGGCAUGGACGGCACCCUGCUGGCCUGCUCGAUUGCGCAAGUCAUCCUGGACCCGGACUGCCGAACGGUGCGGGGUUUCGAGGCACUAGUGGAGCGGGAGUGGCUCCAGGCGGGACACCCAUUCCUCCUGCGCUGCCAGCAUGGUGCCUUCGCGCCGGCCGGCACGCACACCAAGGACCAGAGCCCCACAUUCUUCAUGUUCCUCGACUGCGUGUUUCAGAUCCAUCAGCAGUUCGCAUGUUCCUUUGAGUUUAGUGAGAACUUCCUGAUCAUGCUGUUUGAGCACAGCUACUGCUCUUCAUUUGGGACAUUUCUCUCCAACUCUGAGCGGGAUAAAAAAGAGCUGAGACUUCCAACGAAGACUGUUUCCCUCUGGUCAUAUGUAAACCGGCCAGAAGUAUUGCCGACCCUUUUGAAUCCCAUGUAUGACCCAAACAACAGUGUGAUUUGGCCCUCUGUGGCUCCACAGAGCCUGGUGCUGUGGCCAGGAGUAUUCCUUCGAUGGGUUUACAAUCAAAGACCUCAGCAGGAAGCUUGGGUGACCAUCUCAGAAAUUCGAGACCGGGACAAAGAAUUGCGUUCCAAGGCCAUAAGACUGCGAAGGCAACUGCUGGAGCUGGAACAGGAGGCGGUUGUCCAAGGGCUUCUUCAGGACUCGCUGUGCCUGCUCGAAUGACAUCCGAGGAGGGGCUCGCUGCCCUCUCAGCGAGAAGACGUUGCGGCAGCAGGGCCCAGCAGCAGCUCCGGCACGUCUUCGGAAGCAGGAGUACCCUCGUGCUCUAGAGCAAGUGCCACGCACGGUCAAACACCUUCCCACCCCGUGCCGUCUCGUUCGGCGUCCGUGUCUUCGUCUGCUGCGUCCCCGUCGCCUGCGGGAACACCGUCUCACGUCAGGAGGCUGCUGCGAAGCCUGCUCCACUUGAGUCUCGACAGCCAUUCAAGCGGACGAUGGACGCCCGACCUUGCUGCGAUGUCGUUCGAUGAACUAACCUUCCGGAGGGGCGACGAUUGAGGCGGGGGACCAAACUUGCAGUUAGUUUCUUUCUGAAUUGCCUUGUCUGCUCGUCUGUGAAGCUCUACUCCCGUACCACUUUAAACUACCCUUUUUUUUUCCUCUCUUUUUUUUGGGGGCGCCACGUCAUCUCCAUCACUCCUUGUUGGACUCCGUCUUCUUUUUUUCUUUUGCACCCGGAAUUGUUUUUGUAAUUGCCGGCACGGUCGUAUGUCACAGCAUUGAAAUUUCUGAUGUGUGUUAUCUCCGUCUGGUUUGUUGACGUCCCUAAAUGAGCUGUUUGGUGUUCGGUGUCCUUAAUUUAAGAAGUCUGCAACAGCCGAGAACUUGGACACUGCAUUGAAGAGAGUCCUUCCUGCAUUUUCGUAUUUGCUGAUUGUUGAACUGCUUGGAAAGCUCUGAUGCACUUGUCCUGGGGACUGUAAGAGUAUGGGGAGACCGAACAAGUUUUUCAGGGGGGGGGGAAGGAAAGGAGGGGGAGAAGUGGAGGAGGAGGGCGGAGGAUGCAGGCUGCUCCAUUUCUGGAAAGCAAUAGAAAGGUUAUGGGGAGUUGUGAAGUGUGAGAAAUGUUUAUGCGCAUUAAUGUAAAAAAAAAAGCUAGAACAUUGAAAGGAUUGCACAUAUGUUGCAGCUUACCUCGCAAUUGUUUAUUAUGUUCUGUACAGGCAGAGUCAAAGAAUGUGUACUUUUAAUGCGCCUUUUAUACCCCCGACCGAUGCGUCCACAAAUGUUUCUCACGUGGCUUUGGGGAGCACAUUUCAGAAUAUAGUGUCUAUUUGUGCUUCUGUUGUCAUAAGUGUGUGCUUGUACGAGACACACACAUAAAAAAUGUUGACAUAUCUGAGCUGCAUCAUAAGAGUGCAAACUGCACGAAGUAAACGCCUAGUGAGGGUGGAAUCGGGAUAUGAUUUAAAUAUUUUAGCAGUCACUCCAGACCUCUCUGCUGUCAGUGACCAUUGCUAUUGCUAUUCUCCUCACUUCAUUGUGCGGGUAUAUGCCAGUGAAUUAAACUGAAAUUUAUGUAAGCCCCAGAUGUGCUUUUUGUUUUGUUUAUACAUAAAUAUAUAGGUUCCUGUUUUCUAGGCCUUUCGAGUUUUAAAAGUGUUGCUGCAUCGUUAAGUGCAGCAACUCAGUCUUAUCCCCUGGAUUCACUUGGGGAAGAAGGGGCUUGGUCUUUUGGUUUAAACCAGCCUGUUAUACAACGAUUUGAUAUGCUCGGUUGCUUGCUUUUACCUCACACUUUUGGUGAGCACUGUGCUUAUAGCCGAACUCUGUCAAACGCGUUUAACAAGAUUUAUAAAUUUUACAGUUGAUCAAACAUUUUUAUCCGAGAUGCAAUUGCAUAGGUUUGCAUUUCUGCUAACCUUGUGUUGUGGUGUUUUUUUCGUAAAAGCUCUAGUCGGAGUGGUUCGUAAGAUUGUGCUGUUGGCUUUUGAUCAUUUGAAUUUUGUGUGGCAUGUGCGAACGUGUAAGGGAGUUGUUGCCACCUUGAAGCGAGAGAUUGUGAAUUCUAAUCAAUAAUGUUCAAUAAAAAGUUUUUCCACUAUGCACAACUUA